AACAAAGCACAUCACUAACAUAUCCUGUAUUUUAUUCCCAGCUUGUGGCAGUGAUCUUGCAUACGGUUUCUGAUGCAUACAUAUCCAGUAAGGAUGCUCAGUUGAACUCAGCAUGGGACAUCUCUGUAGGAGCUUCCACAAAGGGGAAAAUGCCAGCAUCUGUCCAGUCGUUAAUUCCAGCCCCGCUCACGGGGAUCCCCUUCCAAAAGGCUUCCCAUUUUCAGUUAGGGUUUGACCACAGACCACAGGGAAGCGUUGUUGAAUCUCCUUUCCGCACUGAUUUUCCUCCCUUAUGGGGCAAUUACAAAUCAAACCCAAUUCUGCCUCCAAGCUCCAAGGGUGUUUUGAAUCAGGAUAUGGAUGAAACCAGAGAAACCCUGUCAGAAACCUGCCGGGCAUUUCCAGUGAAACCUCUGGAACCGAAGCUCCAAAUCUGUCCUCCAGAAUCUCAUCUCCAAAUGCAUGCAGAUUCCCAGAUCAAAAUCUUAACCCCAACGUCAAGGGACAACUACCCUUGGCCAGACGUGACUCUGCAGGCACCAACCUCCACCAGAGCUGAUUACAAUAAGAAGGAAGACCAUUUUCCUUGUGGAGAUAAAGACAAACUGAAGCUCCUGCCUUCGGUCUACCAGUUUUCAUAUCCAGCACACGAGAUACACCAGCCGGUUGUCAGAGCACCAUGCAGGCAUCUGGGAGGAGUUCCCACAAUUAAAGGUGACACAUGCUCCUACUAUGGUACUUCUUACCGAGAACAGUUUGAGGGUGGCUGGAUCCCUCCUGUGAAGUCCUGCGUCCAGAACAAGUCUUCCAUUGUGUUUGGAGACCCCAGGAGCAGCGUCAGCACCAGCGAGGGGAAACGUGCCUACACCGUGCCCGACACAAGGAACCGCAGAGUUUAUGACAAGGAACGUGCUGCCUCCCAAGUAUACAAGACGAACGUCAAACCAGGGGAUGGUCACACCAGAUACGGUACUGUGACCCUGGAGUCGUUCCCACUGCGGGAGCCAGGCGAAGGAGCAGUCACGACCACGCAGGCGAUGCUGGUCCCGCACAGACAGCGGACGCUCCGGCCCUCUGAAGAGUCACUGCAGCAGGUAAAACACUCUCACCUGAUCCUGCCGUGGAAGGGGCAGCGCUUCUUUGGGACGGAGCAGCAAGAGCAGUUCACCCCCAAGUACAGCGGCCCCGUGACUAUCUGCGGGGGGAGCUUCCAAGUGAGCAGCGUCCCCCUGGGCACCCUGAAGAAGUACAGCGCCCAGAGGCGUGUGGUCUUUGCAACAUAACGUGCCCCCUUCCAGGGGUGGCUUUGAA
Messenger RNA from Pelodiscus sinensis (Chinese soft-shelled turtle), 1311 nucleotides. Lineage: Eukaryota; Metazoa; Chordata; Testudines; Trionychidae. The record is from RefSeq and is a predicted model, not a curated record.